UAUGCCUAAAUCUCAUUCAUCAUCUUCAUCGGGGUCAUCCUCUUCAAGUGAAGAGAAGAAGAGAGUUAAAGAUAUUAAUUAAAAGAAAUCAAAAAGUUAAAAGUCUAGGGAAAGAUCAAAAGAAAAAUCAAAGGAAAGAAAAACUAAAGAAAAAACUAAAGAAAAGAAAGUUAAGAAUCUUCUUCUUGUUUAGAAUAUUUCAAGAAAUGUCACUUAAGAUAUUCUACAUGAAAUUUUUUCAACCUAUGGAAAGCUAACUAAUGUAGAAAUGCAGUUUGACGAAUAAAAUAAUAUGCUUCCUCUUCUUUUUGCUUUUAUUACGUAUAAUGAUGAAGGUGAUGCUUCCUAAGCCACUUAAUAUAUGCACAGAGCAAUUAUUGAUGGAAAAAAGAUAAAAUGUUAAAGUCUAGGAUUGGAUAGAUAAAAGUAAUGUUAUAAUUAACGUAGAUAUUAUACAGAGAAAAUUAAAAAAGAAAGAUUAGAUAAACUUAGAUAAAGAGAAAUAAAAAAGGAAAGAGAUUUAAGAUAAAAGGAAGAACAUGCGAGAGCUAGAAAUAAAGAAGAUAAAUAAAAAAAUGAAAAUAAGGAGCUUGAUAAAGAUAAGGAGAAAGAUAAAGAUAAAGAAAAGGAUGUUUAAAAAAAAGAUUAAGAAUUAUAACCAGAAUAAUAAAAAUUAAAAGAAAAAGAUAAAGAUAAAGAAAGAGAAAAAGAAAAAGAAAAAGAAAGAAAAGAAAAAGAAAGGGAAAAGGAAAGAGAAAAGGAAAGGGAAAGAGAAAAGGAAAGGGAAAGAGAGAGAGAAAAAGAGAGAGAGAGAGAAAGAGAAAAAGAAAAAGAGAGAGAAAGAGAAAGAGAAAGAGAAAAAGAAAGAGAGAAAGAAAAGGAAAGAGAAAGAGAGAGGGAAAGAUAAAGGGAGAAAUAAAAGCAGAGAGAAAAAAGAGAAAAGGAGAAGCAAGAAAGGAUUGAACGAGAAAAAAAGAAGAAAUAACAUUCAUCAAGAAGAAGAUCCUCUGAUAGAUAUCAUAAAAGAUCAAGUUCAAGAAAGAGACAUUCAAAAAGAAGAUAUAGUAAAAGAUCAAAAACACCUGUAAAAUUAGAGAUUUAUUAAAAUAGAAAAGAAAAUAAAAUAGGAGAGAAAGUACUUCUAGUUCAUCAUCUGAUUCUUCAUCUUCUUCAUCUUCUAGUGGAAGUUCUAGUAGUAGUAGUAGUAGUGGAUCUUCUUCUUCUUCGCAAUCAGAUGAUAAAAAAUAAACAAAUUAAAAUUAGAAAAAGACAUCUUCAAGUAGUUCUUCAAGUGAUUCUGAUAGUUCAUCAUGAU
Paramecium primaurelia is the source of this 1315-nucleotide messenger RNA. NCBI's taxonomy places the organism in Eukaryota, Ciliophora, Oligohymenophorea, Peniculida, Parameciidae. The record is from the annotation of a GenBank genome assembly.